This is a messenger RNA of Brassica napus (rape), 2805 nucleotides long. RefSeq names its product exocyst complex component SEC15A. Gene Ontology annotation, cellular component: membrane; exocyst. The transcript is spliced from 2 exons. Bases 244 to 2613 code for a protein of 789 amino acids. The record is from RefSeq and is a predicted model, not a curated record. Gene Ontology annotation, biological process: exocytosis; intracellular protein transport; Golgi to plasma membrane transport. NCBI's taxonomy places the organism in Eukaryota, Viridiplantae, Streptophyta, Magnoliopsida, Brassicales, Brassicaceae.
CCCCACCAUUAAAUGAUCUCUCUCCUUUUUUUUUCCCAAAUCAGCGAUCCCACACUCAGUCAUAUUCCCAUUUUUUCAUUCCGUAGCGGCUGACACGAAGCUAUAUCUAUCUGCCGGCGAUCACCGUCGAUUGAUUUCCACCGUUGGAUUCUCUUCUCUCUCUUCUUCUUCUUCUUCGUCAUUAUCUCCUCUGACUGAACCCUAAUUUACAAGUCCCUUUGGGCGUCUUCAAAUUCUGGAUUCAUGGAGGCCAAACCAAAGAGAAGGAUUGUUACAGAGAAUGGAGAUACAGGGGAGGAUUUAGUUCUCGCAACCUUGAUCGGAAACGGGGAUGAUGUGGGUCCUCUCGUUAGGCAUGCUUUUGAGAUGGGGAGGCCUGAGCCUCUCGUUCAUCAGCUCAAGAACGUGGCGAGGAAGAAGGAAGCUGAAAUCGAGGAUCUUUGCAAGACCCACUACGAAGAGUUCAUCGUAGCGGUUGAUGAGCUCCGUGGUGUGCUGGUUGAUGCUGAGGAGCUUAAGAGUGAUCUUGCAACUGACAAUUUUCGGUUGCAGGAGGUUGGGAGUGCAUUGUUGGUGAAGCUGGAGGAGCUUCUUGAGUCGUAUGCUGUUAAGAAGAAUGUGACUGAAGCUAUCAAAAUGUCGAAGAUCUGCGUUCAAGCACUGGAGCUGUGUGUUAAAUGUAAUAGUUACGUCUCUGAAGGCCAGUUUUACCACGCCUUGAAAACCAUGGAUCUGAUUGAGAGGAACUACUUGAAGAUUAUCCCACUUAAGGUGCUAAAGUUGGCGAUAGAGAGAAGAAUCCCAGUGAUCAAGUCACACAUUGAGAAAAAAGUGUGCAGCCAAUUUACGGAAUGGCUUGCUCACAUUAGAAGCUCCUCUAAAAGUAUUGGACAGACAGCUAUUGGCCUCAUCGCCUCAGCUCGCCAGAGGGAAGAGGAAAUGCUGGAGCGUCAGAGGAAAGCAGAGGAGCAAAACACAGGUGGAUUGGGCGAAUUGGCAUACACACUAGAUGUUGAAGACUCCGAACAAGAUUCUGUUUUGAAGUUUGAUCUCACACCUCUCUAUCGAGCAUAUCACAUCCACACUAUUCUUGGAGUCCCGGAACGGUUCCGUGACUAUUACUACAGUAACCGCCAACUACAGCUCGAUUCAGAUCUGGAGAUCUCUUAUGGACAGCCGUUUGUGGAAUCAUACCAAACGUUCCUAGCUCAGAUUGCAGGAUACUUCAUCGUGGAGGAUCGUGUGAUUAGAACAGCUGGAGAUUUCUUAUUGGCAGAUCAAGUUGAGACGAUGUGGGAAACAGCAAUUGCCAAAAUAGUAUUGGUAUUGGAGAAUCAGUUUGCGAGAAUGGAUUCGCCUACUCAUCUCCUUUUGGUGAAAGACUAUGUAACCCUCCUUGGCGCAACGCUUAGACAGUACGGUUAUGAAGUUGGUCCAGUUCUUGACGCCCUUGACAAGAGCCGAGAUAAGUACCACGAGCUUCUUCUCGAAGAGUGUCGAAAGCAAAUCGUGACUGCUAUCUCAGAGGACAGUUAUCAGCAGAUGGUAAUCAGAAAGGAAGCUGACUACGAAAACAACGUCUUGUCGUUUAAUCUUCAGACCUCAGAGAUCAUGCCGGCUUUCACAUACAUUGCUCCCUUCUCUUCUAUGGUUCCUGAUGUUUGCCGCAUCAUCAGAUCAUACAUUAAAGGAUCUGUGGAUUACUUGUCCUAUGGUGUCAACACCAACUUCUUCAGUGUUCUGAGGAAGUACCUUGACAAAAUCUUGAUCGACGUGUUGAACGAAGUUAUCCUCGAGACGAUUAACAACAACUCCAUCGGAGUAGCUCAAGCUAUGCAGAUUGCAGCGAACAUAUCAUUCCUCGAGAAGGCAUGUGACUAUUUCCUCCGCCACGCAGCUCAGCUUUGCGGCAUCCCGAGCCGUUCAGUUGAAAAGCCUCAAGCGAGUUUGGCUGCAAAGGUCGUACUCAAAACGUCGAGAGACGAGGCCUAUCACGCGUUGCUGAACGUGGUGAACACCAAGUUAGACGAGUUCAUGAAGCUUCCGGAAAACAUUAACUGGAUUACAGAGGAGAUGCCACAAGGCCCUCACGAGUACAUGAACGAGGUCGUUAUAUACCUCGAGACUGUUAUGUCCACUGCACAACAGAUCCUCCCAACGGAUGCUUUGUACAAAGUUGGAGUUGGGGCAAUCGAGCACAUCUCAAACUCCAUCGUCUCUACGUUCCUAAGCGAUAGCAUCAAGAGAUUCAACGCCAAUGCGGUCUCUGCUAUUAACCAUGAUCUGAGAGUCAUAGAAAACUUUGCUGAUGAGAGGUAUCAUUCAACGGGGUUAGACGAGGUGUACAAAGAAGGAAGCUUUAGAAGCUAUCUGGUUGAAGUGAGGCAGCUGAUAAACUUGUUGUCGAGUAGCCAGCCUGAGAACUUCAUGAACCCGGUGAUUAGGGAGAGGAACUACAACACCUUGGAUUACAAGAAAGUGGCUACGAUCUGCGACAAGUUUAAGGAUUCUCCUGACGGGAUAUUCGGAAGUCUCGCAAAUAGAAACACGAAGCUUACGGCUAAGAAGAAGUCCAUGGAUAUGCUCAAGAAGAGACUCAAGGAAUUUAACUGAUGCUAUAUAAGUAAGCAUUACUGCUGCACUAAUAAGACCAAACCUUCCCACUCACAUCAUCAUCAUCACCAUUUAGUUUCACUAUUCCCUUAAUUUGCCUGUUUCUGGUUAGCCUCUAGUUUGUUUUCUUUUGAUGUCUUCAUUAUGUUCUUUGACGAACCAUUUUAUUAAUCAAUUUCAGUUUUGUCCUAA